AUGUUUACUUUUCGCUGGAGCUCGACGUGCUCCUCCAGCGAGACGACUGGCCGCGCACAGGCGUCGGAAAAAAGAAAGAAAGAUGGCACGCAGCCCAAGGGAGGGGGCCUCGGCACGGCCGUCAACGCCGGCUUCGUCUUCUUGCGCGGCUCGGCCGGUGCGGGUCGGUCGCAGCUGGUGCUUCGGCUGGUCGACGAUGCGGUGCGGCGCGGGCUCAUCGAGUUCUACCUGCGGUGGAACAACAUCCCCGACCAGUACGGCUACAGCCACGAGAUCGCCCACACGGCGCUCGACACCAGCGUGGGCAGCCUGCGGCCAAAGCGGUGUGCCGAGGGCCGCGGCCGCUGCCUGCGAGUCGGCCUGCUGCCGCACGCCGAGUUCCCUCGCCACGGCGACUGGCGCGCCCUCGCGCCGACGGCGCUGGUUGGGACGAGGGCGCGCGCCGCAGACCCGCAGCCGCCCUCUCCGGUGUGA
Messenger RNA from Emiliania huxleyi CCMP1516, 474 nucleotides. RefSeq lists its product as hypothetical. The coding region runs from base 1 to 474 and encodes 157 amino acids. The record is from RefSeq and is a predicted model, not a curated record. The transcript is spliced from 6 exons. Lineage: Eukaryota; Haptophyta; Isochrysidales; Noelaerhabdaceae.